AUGAGCAAGGUAUUAAAACGUUCUACGGGCUGCAAUUGUGGUGGCUUCGGUGGUCCUCAUGGAGAGAAGCACAGAAAAGAAUUUGUGAAAAGUAUCCAUCGUCAACGAGCUCAGAAAGCAGCACCAUCAAAACCAUUCAAUAUUGAAGAAUUACCAGUGAAGAUUUAUACAGCAAAGAAAGUUUAUACUAUGAACGCCCUGCAACCAGAAGCUACUGCCAUUGCUGUUCAAGGUGAUCGAAUUUUUGCCGUUGGAUCAGAAGAUAGCAUUGUAACUGGUUUAAAAGCAAGAGAGCAAAGCUAUGAGAUUAAAAGAGAUUAUAAAGACUGCUUCUUCUAUCCUGGAUUUAUUGAACCUCACUGCCAUGCAUCUAUGGAAGGGAUGUAUUUUAAAUUCUAUUAUGUUGGAGCUGUUGAUCGAACGAAAUACGUAGAUGGGGCGAUGGUAGAAAUGAAGGGCUAUGAUAACAAGCAAGAUGUGGUAAGUUAUCUUGAAGAAGUUUCAAAAACUAGCGAGGAAGAUCCUAUCGUUGCAUGGGGCUAUGAUCCAACAUUACUUCCCAACGACGACGAUCCUAAUAUUCAUGCAUCGGAAAUCGAUUUUGAAGGGGGCAAGAAAGUAGUUAUUAUGAAUAUGAGUGGUCAUAUAGCCUAUGUUAAUCAUGCAACUCUAACAGAAAUAGGAUAUACCGAUGAUACUGACAUUGAAGGUGUCAUUAAAGAUGAAGACGGCCAUUUGACAGGAGAAUUACAAGAAAUGGCAGCUAUGGCUCCAUUAAUGGUCUACUUUGAUGUUGGCUUAGAUGAAUUAGCUAGUGGACUUCGUAGCUUUGCAACUGUCGCUAGUAGCAAAGGAGUAACAACUCUAACUGAUCUUGCUUUUGGUACUGUUAAUCAUAGCUGGGAUGCAGUCUAUCAGGUCACGCAAGAAAAUAACUAUCCAGUUAGGAUCAACUGUUAUAUGCUAAAUGAUAUCUACGAUCAUCUAGGUGGAGUAGAUGCCUUUCGAGCACUGAAACAAUUUGAAAAUCCUAAAUUAAAAUUAGGAGGUGUUAAAAUAGUUUCUGAUGGUUCAAUACAAGGAUUUACUGGCCUUAUGCGAUGGCCGUAUUAUUAUACAAGUCGAGAUCAAGGUCUUGCUAAUAUUACGCCUCUUGACCUUGAUCGAACUAUACAGGAAUUAAUCAAAAAUGACAUUCUCUGCGCUAUCCAUACUAAUGGCGACGACUCUAUCGAGAUGAUAUUAGAUAGUAUUGAGCGAGUAUCGCGCUUUACUCCAGAUCGUGAUCCACGUUUUCGAUUAGAACAUUGCCAAACGCCUACUGAAGAUCAUCUUGAAAGAAUGAAACGCUAUCAUGUUAAUGGUGAUUUCUUCGCAAAUCAUAUUUAUUACUGGGGAAAUGUUCAUAAGAAUCAAACAAUCGGUCCAGAUCGUGUUGAAUAUAUGAAUCCUUGUGCUACAGCCAAAAAGAUUGGAGUCACCUUUGCUCUUCAUUCUGAUGCUCCUAUAACAGCUAUUGAUCCGCUGUUAAUGGUUCAAAAUGCCGUUGUACGUCAAACCAAAGAAGGAAAUGUUAUUGGCGAAAAUGAGAGAAUUUGUGUUUAUGACGCCUUGAGAACGGUUACUAAAGACGCUGCUUAUUUGUUACGUGAAGAAAGGAUUAAAGGGACACUUGCAUUUGGGAAACUAGCCGAUAUAGCUAUCUUAGAGGAAGACGUAUUCCAUGUUAACAAGCAUAAUAUUCAUAAAAUUGCUGUGAAAGCUACAUUAGUUAACGGUCGAGUUUUUGAUCACAGUUCGGAGUAG
Molecule: messenger RNA, 1806 nt
Organism: Trichoplax adhaerens
Lineage: Eukaryota; Metazoa; Placozoa; Uniplacotomia; Trichoplacea; Trichoplacidae
Exons: 1
Coding region: 1-1806 (601 amino acids)
Molecular function (GO): hydrolase activity, acting on carbon-nitrogen (but not peptide) bonds
Source: RefSeq, a predicted model, not a curated record